AUGCAUGGAACUACGAAGAGUGUCUCGAUGAUGUGCAACGUAAAGCCAAAGAAGAAUCUGAAGAAGAAAUUUACUCACAGGGCAUACAGAUUCAUCACCAUCCUCGUCUUUUCUGCUAUAUUGUAUCUCAUCUUUGUGGAUUUUGUCAACUGUCUGGAAAAGAGACAAGGAGACGAUGAGGAACUCGAUCCAUUGGUACCUCCUCCAAAGGCAAACAAGGAAGAGAGAAUUGAAUGGUUCAGGAAACAGUUACCGAAGCUCGAAAUACUGAAUUCAACUAGCAAGAGCCAGAGAUUCCACCCAAGAGUGUUGGAAUUGUUCAACAACAAUUGCACAACUCAGUUCUUCAUGGUGUGGCUUUCACCGGCCAAAUCUUUUGGACCUAGAGAGCUAUUGGCCGUCGAUACUCUCUUCAGUACCAAUCCAGAUGCAUGCCUUGUGAUUAUGUCCAACACUUUGGAUUCCCCCAGAGGAUACAACAUCCUAAAGCCAUUGCUUGAUCAAGGCUUCCACAUUCUUGCUGCAACACCAGAUAUACCCUUUCUCGUCCAGAACACCCCUGCCGAAUCAUGGCUGAAAAGGUUGAAGAGCGGCGAUAUGGAUCCUGGCUCUAUCCCCUUGUAUAUGAAUCUAUCUGACCUGACAAGGCUUGCAGUUCUGUACAAGUACGGAGGAAUCUACUUGGACACGGAUAUCAUAUUUCUGAACGACCUGAGGGGACUGAGAAAUGCAAUCGGGGCACAGAGUGUGGACAGAGGAACCGGGAGAUGGACAAGGCUAAACAAUGCGGUGAUGAUCUUUGAUAUCUACCACCCGGUUAUGUUUGAAUUCUUGCACGAGUAUGCCACGACUUUUGACGGGAAUAUAUGGGGCUAUAACAGCCCUUACCUGGUUUCAAGAGUCAUCCAGAGAUUAGGAAACAAACCCAGAUACAAUCUCACAAUCUUGCCACCAAAUGCCUUUUAUCCAGUUAAUUGGAUCAAGAUUCCUGGGCUUUUCAAGAAACCUGCAACCAUAGCCGAAGCAAAACAGGUAGAGAAGACGGUGCGUGACAUUAGCAGCGGGAGUUACAUGAUCCAUCUAUGGAACAAGGUAACGAGGAAGACGAAGAUAGAGGAAGGAAGCGGCAUGCAAAUUCUAAUAUCAACGCACUGCACAAGCUGCCUAAACAUUACAAAUUCUCAUGAGCAACCCCCCACGAAACAAAAUCCUUCCUCGUGAGUAGAUUUCAUUCUAUAUGAUUUUUCUUUGGUCAGGAAUUUAUAGAAAUACUAUUUGCCAGUAUGAUUCGGUAUCUGCUUUGAGGAAUUGAGGUUGCAAGAAUCAUGUUUGGACUUCAUCCAUGUCUUUUCACCCUGAUGAACAAAGUGCACUCCAAACUCAGAAAUCUCUUCACCACAGAGAUCACUAUGUGAAAGCUCACGUGGUUAGAUCAUUUC
This is a messenger RNA of Tarenaya hassleriana, 1439 nucleotides long. RefSeq lists its product as uncharacterized. The transcript is spliced from 2 exons. The coding region runs from base 1 to 1221 and encodes 406 amino acids. Lineage: Eukaryota; Viridiplantae; Streptophyta; Magnoliopsida; Brassicales; Cleomaceae. The record is from RefSeq and is a predicted model, not a curated record.